Panonychus citri (citrus red mite) is the source of this 4638-nucleotide messenger RNA. It is a transcript of the gene shi, whose product is annotated as dynamin-1-like. Gene Ontology annotation, cellular component: plasma membrane; synapse; microtubule. The coding region runs from base 87 to 4421 and encodes 1444 amino acids. The record is from RefSeq and is a predicted model, not a curated record. Gene Ontology annotation, molecular function: GTP binding; microtubule binding; GTPase activity. Gene Ontology annotation, biological process: receptor-mediated endocytosis. NCBI's taxonomy places the organism in Eukaryota, Metazoa, Arthropoda, Arachnida, Trombidiformes, Tetranychidae. The transcript is spliced from 15 exons.
CUCUUCACUUGAAAUGUUGAUUAUAAACUGAAGGUAUUGUUUAUUUUUCUGUGUUUGUGUUUAAUUUUUAGAUUAUUUAACCAGAAAUGGAACAGCUCAUUCCAAUAGUCAACAAAUUACAAGAUGCUUUUUCCACCCUGGGUGUUAGUUAUGCAUUUGAUUUGCCCCAAAUUGCGGUGGUUGGUGGUCAAUCAGCCGGUAAAUCCAGUGUCUUGGAAGCUUGUGUUGGACGAGAUUUUUUGCCCCGUGGAUCGGGUAUUGUCACUCGACGUCCGUUAAUUCUUCAAUUGAUACAUUCGAAUAUGGAAUAUGGUGAAUUUCUUCAUUGUCGAGGUAAAAAAUUUACUGAUUUUGAUGGUAUCAGGAAAGAGAUUGAAGAUGAAACAGACCGAGCAACUGGAAACAAUAAGGGGAUCUCACCUGUACCCAUUAAUCUUCGUGUUUACUCCCCUCAUGUUCUCAAUUUGACCCUUAUCGAUUUACCUGGAUUAACCAAAGUUCCAGUUGGUGAUCAACCAGCGGACAUUGAAACUCAAAUCCGUGAGAUGAUUUUACAAUUUAUUAGGAAAGAAACAUGUCUCAUCUUAGCUGUUACAGCAGCUAAUCAAGAUCUUGCUACAUCAGAUGCACUUAAAAUGGCUAAAGAGGUUGACCCAGAGGGUUUAAGAACCAUCGGUGUAAUCACCAAACUUGAUUUGAUGGAUGAAGGAACCGAUGCUAGAGAUAUUUUGGAAAAUAGAUUAUUACCUCUUCGUCGAGGUUACAUUGGUGUUGUCAAUCGAAGUCAAAAAGACAUCGAUGGUAAGAAGGAUAUUCGAGCAGCCAUGGAAGCAGAGAGAAAUUUUUUCCGAACCCACCCAGCAUACAGAGACAUGGUUGAUCGUUUGGGUACUCAACAUUUACAAAAAGUUUUGAAUCAACAAUUGACAAACCACAUUCGAGAUACACUUCCAUCGCUUCGAGAUAAAUUACAGAAACAGUUUUUCACUCUUGAGAAGGAGGUUGAAGAGUACAAAAAUUUCCGCCCCGAUGAUCCAACUCGUAAAACAAAGGCAAUGUUACAAAUGAUUCAACAAUUACAAAAUGACUUUGAACGUAACAUUGAGGGUAGUGGUUCAGCUGCCAUUAAUACUUCAGAACUUUCCGGUGGUGCAAGGAUAAAUCGACUUUUCCAUGAGCGUUUCCCCUUCGAAAUUGUAAAAAUGGAAUUCGAUGAGAAAGAAUUGAGACGAGAAAUCGCCUAUGCUAUUCGAAAUAUUCAUGGUAUUCGAGUGGGUUUGUUCACCCCUGACAUGGCAUUCGAAGCGAUUGUCAAAAAGCAAAUCGAAAGGUUGAAAGAACCUUCACUUAAAUGCGUUGAUUUAGUCAUUAUGGAACUUGGAAAUGUUGUUCGUAGGGUCACCGAACGAAUGAAAAAAUACCCAAGACUCAGGGAGGAAACCGAAAGAAUAAUAACUACUCAUGUAAGGGAACGUGAACAAAAGACUAAGGACCAAUUACUGUUAUUGGUAGAAGUCGAAUUGGCUUAUAUGAAUACCAAUCAUGAAGACUUCAUUGGCUUCACAAAUGCACAACAAAGUGCUGACAAUACUAAUCCAAAGAGAAAACUUGGGAAUCAAGUUAUCCGAAAGGGAUACAUGUGUAUACACAAUCUUGGCAUAAUGAAAGGAGGUUCUCGAGAUUAUUGGUUCGUUUUGACGAGUGACAGUCUUUCUUGGUAUAAAGAUGAAGAAGAGAAAGACAAAAAGUACAUGUUACCACUGGACGGUCUUAAACUUCGUGAUAUCGAAAGUGGUUUCAUGUCCCGACGACACACUUUCGCUCUUUUCAAUCCCGAUGGAAGAAAUGUUUACAAAGAUUUCAAAUACCUUGAGUUAUCAUGUGAAUCACAGGAAGAUGUUGAAUCAUGGAAAGCGUCUUUCUUGCGAGCUGGUGUUUAUCCUGAAAAAGCUUCAGCGGAGAGUACAAACGGUGAAGAAACUGCGGCUGAAGAUGUUUCCUCUCUUGAUCCUCAAUUGGAACGUCAAGUUGAAACGAUCCGUAAUCUAGUUGACUCGUACAUGAAAAUAGUAACCAAAACAUUCCGCGAUCUAGUACCUAAAAUUAUCAUGCAUCUGAUGAUCAAUAACGCCAAAGUCUCUCCUCCAUCCUCAUCAUCUAUGAAUGAAAUACUAUCAAAGUUUAUGGAUUUCGACGAUAUUAGGAAAGAGAUCGAAAAUGAGACAAAUCGAGCAACUGGAAACAAUAAGGGGAUCUCACCUGUACCCAUUAAUCUUCGUGUUUACUCCCCUCAUGUUCUCAAUUUGACCCUUAUCGAUUUACCUGGAUUAACCAAAGUUCCAGUUGGUGAUCAACCAGCGGACAUUGAAACUCAAAUCCGUGAGAUGAUUUUACAAUUUAUUAGGAAAGAAACAUGUCUCAUCUUAGCUGUUACAGCAGCUAAUCAAGAUCUUGCUACAUCAGAUGCACUUAAAAUGGCUAAAGAGGUUGACCCAGAGGGUUUAAGAACCAUCGGUGUAAUCACCAAACUUGAUUUGAUGGAUGAAGGAACCGAUGCUAGAGAUAUUUUGGAAAAUAGAUUAUUACCUCUUCGUCGAGGUUACAUUGGUGUUGUCAAUCGAAGUCAAAAAGACAUCAACGGUAGAAAAGACAUUCACUCAGCCAUGGAAGCAGAGAGAUAUUUUUUCAGAACUCAUCCCGCUUACAGUGACAUUUACGAUCGAUUGGGUACUCAACAUUUACAGAAAGUUCUAAAUCAACAACUGACGAACCAUAUUCGAGAUACUCUUCCAUCGCUUCGAGAUAAAUUACAAAAACAACUUUUUUCACUUGAAAAAGAUGUCGAAGCUUAUAAAAACUACCGACCCGAUGAUCCAACUCGUAAAACAAAGGCCAUGUUACAAAUGAUUCAACAAUUACAGAAUGACUUUGAACGUAACAUUGAGGGUAGUGGUUCAGUUGCCAUUAAUACUUCAGAACUUUCCGGUGGUGCAAAGAUAAAUCGACUUUUCCAUGAGCGUUUCCCCUUCGAAAUUGUAAAAAUGGAAUUCGAUGAGAAAGAAUUGAGACGAGAAAUCGCCUAUGCUAUUCAGAACAUUCAUGGUAUUCGAGUUGGUUUGUUCACCCCUGACAUGGCUUUCGAAGCGAUUGUCAAAAAGCAAAUCGAAAGGUUGAAAGAACCUUCGCUUAAAUGUGUCGAUUUAGUUAUCACUGAAAUCGGAAACGUUAUUCUCCUUGUUACUGAACGAAUGAAAAAAUAUCCAAGACUCAGGGAUGAAUGUGAACGAAUCAUAACUUCUCAUAUAAGGGAACGUGAACAAAAGACUAAGAACCAACUACUUUUGUUCAUCGAUGCUGAAUUAGCUUAUAUGAAUACUAAUCACGAAGACUUCAUCGGCUUCACAAAUGCACAACAAAACGUGGAAAAUAUUAAUAUCAAUUCAAAGAAAAAACUUGGAAAUCAAGUCAUUCGAAAGGGUUAUAUGUACAUUCACAAUCUUGGGAUAAUGAAAGGAGGUUCUCGAGAUUAUUGGUUCGUUUUGAUGAGUGACAGUCUUUCUUGGUUUAAGGACGAAGAAGAGAAAGACAAAAAGUUUAUGCUUCCAUUGGAUGGACUUAAACUUCGUGAAAUCGAAAGUAACUUUAUGUCUCGAAGACACUCAUUCGCUCUAUUCAAUCCCGAUGGAAGUAACGUUUACAAAGAUUACAAGUAUCUUGAGUUAUCAUGUUCAUCGCAAGAAGAUGUUGAAUCUUGGAAAGCGUCUUUUCUCCGAGCGGGUAUUCAUCCUGAGAAAGUUUCGGCGGAGGGUACAAACGGUGAAGAAACUAACACCGAAAAUGUUUCCUCUCUUGAUCCUCAAUUGGAACGUCAAGUUGAAACGAUCCGUAAUCUAGUUGACUCGUACAUGAAAAUAGUAACCAAAACAUUCCGCGAUCUAGUACCUAAAAUUAUCAUGCAUCUGAUGAUCAAUAACGCCAAAGAUUUUAUCUACUCGGAAUUACUGGCAAACCUUUACGCUGCAGGGGAUCAGACAAUGUUGAUGGAAGAGAGUCCAGAAGAAGAGAGAAAGAGAGAUGAGCUACUUAAAAUGUACCAUGGAUGUAAAGAAGCGCUUAAAGUCAUUGGGGAUGUUUCGAUGGCGACAACUUACUCACCACCACCACCGCCGGUUAAAGAUGACUGGUUAAGACAAUCGCAACCAACACCACCUUCACCCGUAAGUGUCCCGAGAAACACUCAAACAAAUAGACCUUCGCCCGCUCCUCCUGGACGACCAGCACCAACUAUGCCUGGAAGAGGUGCUCCAAGUGCGAGAGGAAGUGCUCUUCCUCCUCCACUUAUCCCAUCUCGACCAGCACCACCGACGAUUCCACAACUGCCUGUCAGGCCGGUUCCUAAUCGACAUGAGUAUUCUUGGUAGAGAAUAUCGUUCUUGGAUCCAUCGCUAAAAUAGAUUGAUUGAUAAAAGAAGAAAAAAUGUCAGCACUCACGUUGUAAACUGAAAAUCGCAAUAUUUUUCGUCUUAUUAUUUGUUGUGGUGAUUGUAACUUACGAUUAAUUUAAUGUACAUUUAAUUUGGUUUCCAUUAAGAAUGUUUAAUCAGUUGAUUGUGAAUAAACAACUUAUUUUGUAAAUUA